AUCUGUGUCCCCUCCAUGUCCCCCCAUGUCCUCGUGUCCCCUCGCUGUCCCCUCUGUCCCCACUGUCCCCCUGUCCCCUCGGUGUCCUCUCGGUGUGUGGUGUCCCCGUGUCCCCUCCACGUCCCCCGUGUCCCCCGUGUCCCGCAGGCGUCGCAGACGCCGUCCACGCUGAACCCGGUGCUGCCGGCGGCCGAGCGCACGGUGGCCUGGGUGUCCAACAUGCCGCACCUGUCGGCCGACAUCGAGAGCUCGCACAUCGAGCGCGAGGAGUACAAGCUCAAGGAAUACUCCAAGUCCAUGGACGAGAGCCGGCUGGACCGGGUGAAGGAGUACGAGGAGGAGAUCCACUCGCUGAAGGAGCGGCUGCACAUGUCCAACCGCAAGCUGGAGGAGUACGAGCGGCGCCUGGUGACGCAGGAGGAGCAGACCAGCCGCAUCCUCCUGCAGUACCAGCAGCGCCUGGAGCUCAGCGAGAAGCGGCUCCGGCAGCAGCAGCAGGAGAAGGACUCGCAGAUCAAGAGCAUCAUCGGCAGCCUGGCCCCGCAGGCUGAUGCUACUGGAGCAGGAGCUGCGCAGGGAUCACUUGGGCGCCCACGACCCGUCCGAGGGCCGGCGGCGGCUGCUCGACGCUCAGGUGCUGUCCGUCAGGUAGCGCGGCCCGGCCCCGCCAGUGGCACCGGACCCUCGGCCACCGGUGACACCCCAGGUGGGUCCUUGUCCCCUCCCUGCCACCCCCCGGGCCGCACAGGAGCACCCUUGGGGACACGGAUCCCAGAUGUCCCCAAGAGCCUCUCGUGUCCCCAGGGGACACUGGGAACCCUUGGGUACAUGGAUCUGGAAUGUCCCCAAGGGCUCUGCUGGCUCCAAGGGACACUGGGGACACUUCACAGGUGUCCCCAUGUCCCUCCUGUGUCCCCAUGUCCCUCCCACGUCCCUCAGGCACAUUGGGGACCUUUGGGAACAUGGAUCCAAGAUGUCCCCAAGACCCUCCUGUGUCCCUAAGGGACAUUGGGGACCCUCGGGGACAUGGAUCUGGAGCAUCCCCAUGUCCCUCCUUUGUCCCCAUGUCCCUCAUGGGCACUGGGGACUCCUUGGGGACACAGAUCCAGGUGUCCCUAAGGGACACUGGGGACAGAGAUCUAGAUGUCCCCAUGUCCCUUCCCCCUCCCUCGGGAACACUGGGGACACAGAUCCCUGCUGUGUCCCCAUGUCUCUCCCAUGUUCCGCAAGGACACUGGGACCCCUUGAGGACACAGAUCCAGAUGUCCCCAAGAUGCUCAUUGUCCCCAUGUUCCUCCCAUGUCCCUCAGGGGCACUGGUGACACUUGGGGACACUUGGGGACAUGGAUCCAAGAUGUCCCCAAGACCCUUCUGUGUCCCCGCAUUCUUCAGGGACACAAGGGACACCUUGGGGACACAGAUCGAGGUGUCCCCUUGUCCUCUGGGGACACAGAUGCAGAUGUCCCCAUGUCCCUCCUGUGUCCCCAUGUCCCUUGGGGACAUGGAUUCAGGUGUCCCCACGUCCCUCCUGGUGUCCUCCUGUCCCUCCCGUGUCCCUGUGUCACCUGGGGACACGUAUCCAAGUGUUCCCUUGUCCCUUCCAUGUCCCCAUGUCCUUUAGGGACAUGGGGGACCCCUUGGGGUCACGGAUCCAGGUGUCCCCUUGUCCCUCCUGGUGUCACCAUGUCCUUCCUGGUGUCCCCAUGUCUCUUGUGGACACUGGGGACCCCCUGGGGACACCAACCCCGGUGUCCCCAUGUCCCUCCUGGUGUCCCCAUGUCCCUUAGGGACACUGAGGACCCUUUGGAGACAUUGGGCACCCCCUGGGGACACCACCUCAGGUGUCCCCAUGUCUCUCCUGGUGUCCCCAUGUCUCUGGUGGACACUGGGGACCCUUUUGGGGACACCACCCCAGGUGUCCCCAUGUCCCCUCAGGUGCCACCACUGGCCCUGUCCCCACCCCCUGGAGAUGCCACCAUUGUCCCCAUCCCCCCCGGGGGGUGACCAUGGUUGGGGGGGUUUGGGGGAGGUUCUCACCAAAUGUCCCCCAGCGCUGGCGCCGCGUCACCAUCACCAUUCUCGUGUCCUGUGUCUGUCCCCAUCUCACGGGGGGGGGGGGGGGGGGGGGGGGAGGUGACACCUGUGUCCGUGUGCCAUGUCCUGUCACCGCGGGUGGGGGAGGGGACAGUUCAGGGGGCUUGGGGACAGCUGAGUGAGCACCAGGACAAUUGCGGGGGGGUGGGGACAAUUUAGGGGAGGGCAGGGACAAUUUUAGGGGGGUGGGGACAAUUUUGGGAGUGAACUGCCUCAGUUUCGGGGGGGGGGGGGGGGGGGACAAAUCAAGGGCGUCCCACCUUCAUGUUUUAGGGUUAAUUUUAGUGUGAAACUUUUAGGGUUGGGGUGAACUUUAGGGGGUCAGGGUGAAGUUUUAGGGCGUCAGGGUUAAUUUGAGGGGUUCGGGGUUAACUUGAGGAGUUCGGGGUGAACUCCGGGGCAGGUCAGG
Messenger RNA from Taeniopygia guttata (zebra finch), 2503 nucleotides. The record is from RefSeq and is a predicted model, not a curated record. NCBI's taxonomy places the organism in Eukaryota, Metazoa, Chordata, Aves, Passeriformes, Estrildidae.